Messenger RNA from Boeremia exigua, 621 nucleotides. RefSeq lists its product as uncharacterized. Bases 1 to 621 code for a protein of 206 amino acids. The record is from RefSeq and is a predicted model, not a curated record. NCBI's taxonomy places the organism in Eukaryota, Fungi, Ascomycota, Dothideomycetes, Pleosporales, Didymellaceae. The transcript is spliced from 3 exons.
AUGGCGGAAGAACACUUAGCCUCUGAAGUAACGAAGCGCAUCCAUGACUACCUCGAAUCUAUCUACGACAGCUCUGACGACUCUCUUGCUGAAGACGAGGAGCCCGAGCCGAAGCGCCGCCUCCGAACUGUAUAUGGCGCGUCUAAAAAGAUAGAUCGACCGAGAGAGAAAAUAUGCGAUUGCGAACCGAUGCCUCCGAAGUCAAAGCAAGCGCCGAUCAGCUCAAGGAGUUAUCCGAAAUGUUACUACAAGAAAACAAGCGGCUCGAACUCAUUGGACGGCGAUAUCAGUCGCUUGAAAGUUGAGAGAGACGAGAAGGAGGACUUAUUGGGCCUCAAAGCAGUCGAGCUCGAUGACGUCCAAAAGACUGCAAAAUCUGAUGUCGAACGUCUCGCCUAUGCACAAAGGGCACUCCACAACGUCAGUGGAAAUAUGGAGAGGACAUUACAACAGCUUGAACAGCUUCUGCAAGAGAUCAAAAUAGAGAGGCAGAACCAUGCUGCUACCAGACAAAUGCUCGCAGAUGAGCAGCAUGCCCACCGUAAGACGCACUCUAAACUCGAAGACGUUGUGGAGCCCGACACCGCACGGCUUGAAGAUGCAGUGGAAGAAAGGGCCUAG